AUGGAUUUCGAAGCUCUGAAGGAUCAAUGGAGUGACGUGGAGGACCGCGAUGGUGUCCGGCUUAGUUGGAACACUUUCCCGAGCUCUCGCAUGGAGGCCUCCCGCUUGGUCGUUCCCAUUGCUGCCGUCUAUACACCCCUCAAGGAGAAGCCCGAUUCCCCAUUGCUUCAAUAUGAGCCGGUCACUUGCAAGCAGCCCUGUCGGGCUGUGCUCAACCCAUAUGCAACUGUCGAUAUCCGCGCACGAAUCUGGAUUUGCCCCUUCUGUCUAAUGCGCAACCCUCUGCCGCCUCACUAUAAGGAUAUCACGGAAAACACAAUACCCCCCGAGCUCCACCCCUCGAGCACCACGAUCGAGUACCAAUUGGCACGCCCAGCCCCAGCUCCCCCGAUCUUCCUCUACGUUGUCGAUACUUGCCAGGAGGAUGACAGUCUGCAAGCGCUCAAGGAUGCGCUCAUCAUGAGCUUGUCUCUGCUGCCGCCCAAUGCGCUCGUUGGUCUGGUUACCUAUGGAACUAUGGCUCAAGUGCAUGAACUCGGCUACACCGAGUGUGCCAAGUCUUAUGUCUUCCGAGGAAACAAGGACUACACCGCCAAGCAAGUACAGGAAAUGCUAGGCCUCGCCCACGGUGUUCGCCCUGGUGCACCUCAACAACAACCAGCUCGCCCUCCUCUCCCUCCUGCUGCGCGUUUCCUUCUGCCCGUUCAGCAGGCCGAGUUCCAGAUCACCAGUGUCCUCGAACAACUGCAGCAUGACCCCUGGCCUGUUGCAAACGAUAAGCGUCCCCUGCGCUGUACCGGUGUGGCUCUGAGUGUUGCGACUAGCUUGUUAGAGAGCUCUUUCCAAAAUGCCGGUGCCCGCAUCAUGAACUUUGUCAGUGGUGCCGCUACUGAAGGUCCCGGCCAUGUUGUUUCGCCCGAGCUGAAGGAGCCAAUCCGUUCCCACCACGACAUUGAUCGCGAUAACAUUAAGUACUACAAGAAGGCUGUCAAGUUCUACGAUAACCUCGCUAAGCGCGCUGCCAACAACGGCCACAUUGUCGACAUUUUCGCUGGAUGUCUUGAUCAAGUCGGUCUUUUGGAAAUGAAGAACCUGUCUAACUACACUGGCGGACACAUGCUGUUGACGGACAGCUUCACCUCAUCUCAGUUCAAGCAAUCCUUUAUUCGGGUAUUCGACAAGGACGCCAACGAUAACCUUCUCAUGGGCUUCAAUGCCUCAUUGGAGGUCCUCACAACCAAGGAGCUCAAGGUCACCGGUCUCAUUGGUCACGCUAUCUCUUUGAACAAGAAGUCUAGUGCUGUUGGUGAAACCGAGUGUGGUAUUGGAAACACAUGUGCUUGGAAGAUGUGCGGUAUUGACCCAUCUUCAAGUUACGGUAUUUACUUUGAAAUUGCCAACCAGGGUGGUCCCACUGCUGUGCAGCUUGGUCCUCAAAGGGGCAUGAUGCAGUUCUUGACAUACUACCAGCACUCUUCCGGGCAUUACCACCUGCGCGUGACUACCACCGCUCGGCCUCUGAGUGGCCCCGCUGGUGACCCGACACUGGCACAGUCGUUCGACCAGGAGGCUGCAGCGGUGCUCAUGGCUCGAAUUGCUGUCUUCAAGGCGGAAGUGGAUGAUGGUCCUGAUGUGCUCCGCUGGGUGGACCGCAUGCUGAUCAGGCUCUGCUCACGCUUCGCUGACUACCGGAAGGAUGACCCAACAUCAUUCCGGUUGGAAAAGAACUUCACCCUCUACCCUCAGUUUAUGUUCCACUUACGACGAAGCCAGUUCUUGCAAGUUUUCAACAACUCCCCCGAUGAGACGGCAUUCUACCGUCACGUUUUGAACCAUGAGGAUGCCGGUGACUCACUUGUCAUGAUUCAACCUACCCUGGACUCAUAUUCUCUGGAAGAGGAAGGCGCCAAUCCCGUGUUGCUGGACUCGGCAUCCAUUCAACCCCAGCACAUUCUUCUCCUCGACACCUUCUUCCACAUUCUUAUCUUCCACGGCGAGACCAUUGCCGAAUGGCGGAAAGCUGGUUACCAGGAGCAGGAGGGCUACGAGAACCUCAAGGCACUUUUACAGCAGCCCAAGGAGGAUGCCAGGGAACUUAUUGCCGAGCGCUUCCCUCUUCCCCGAUUCAUUGUCUGUGAUGCCGGUGGCUCUCAGGCCCGUUUCCUAUUGUCUAAGCUGAACCCAUCGACUACCCACACUACUGGAGGCUACGGCGGUGGUGUGUCGUCGCAAACCAUCUUCACCGAUGACGUCUCUUUGCAGACAUUCAUGGAUCACCUGAUGAAACUCGCGGUAUCUGGCACUAGCUAG
Molecule: messenger RNA, 2310 nt
Organism: Penicillium longicatenatum
Lineage: Eukaryota; Fungi; Ascomycota; Eurotiomycetes; Eurotiales; Aspergillaceae
Gene: sec23
Product: GTPase-activating protein SEC23
Exons: 7
Coding region: 1-2310 (769 amino acids)
Biological process (GO): endoplasmic reticulum to Golgi vesicle-mediated transport; COPII-coated vesicle cargo loading; COPII-coated vesicle budding
Cellular component (GO): COPII vesicle coat; endoplasmic reticulum exit site
Molecular function (GO): zinc ion binding; GTPase activator activity
Source: RefSeq, a predicted model, not a curated record